Molecule: messenger RNA, 3849 nt
Organism: Dimorphilus gyrociliatus
Lineage: Eukaryota; Metazoa; Annelida; Polychaeta; Dinophilidae
Source: the annotation of a GenBank genome assembly
AGAAAAAUUUGAGUCACGACUUUGGUGCCUUGGCCGUAUUGCUUUCUCCAUGCAUUCAAUGAAAUACAGUGAUCGAGAAAAAAUGUUUAUUUCAACAGGACUCUUCCUUUUAAUUAUCUUCUUUUCCGGCGUCACAUCCCGCCCUACAAUAGAUAACGUAAUUGAGCAAAUAUUAUUAAAUUACUCUAGCUUUCUUUCUACAUAUUUAAUUAAAGUUUAUUCAAAUAAAUUCAUCUAACUAUUCAUAUUUUUGGUGAAAUAGAAAUAUUAUUUUCAUUAAAAUUACCGAUAAUCUUUUAUAAGAGAAAAUUGAAUUUUAUUGAAUAGAAUGGCAACAUUAUGAGAUUGGAUGAUGAACUUUUUUCGGGCAGUAUGAGGCACGAAUUUGAAAAUUCACUUAUCUAUAGACGGAAGAGAGCCGCAAUUACUAAUUUUGGCAAUCAACCUCUUUCUAAAUGGACUUUUCCAAUCCGCUACUUUCUUGAUCCCAAGUACAGCGAUGGGGAAAAAGACAUUAUUAGAAGGGCUUUUAAUAUUUGGCAAGCUGAAACUUGUGUUGAGUUUGUUGAAGAAACUUUUAAAAGUUCUGCCCAUGUUGACGUUAGAAAGUCUGCUACGACAACGGAAUGUUUAUCAUUUAUUGGUAAAGACAAAAUUGAGACGUCGCCUCAGAUUCUAUUUUUAGGAAGUUCGUGCUUAAAUCCCAUUGGUUUGACUUUGCAUGAAAUUGGGCAUCUUCUAGGCCUAUGGCAUGAACAUCAAAGAUCUGAUAGACACAAUUAUUUAAACGUUCUACUGAAAAAUGCUGUUGAGAAGGAACAAUCCAACUUUAUAGCUGUUUCCGAAGAGUUGGUCCAAGUUAAAUUCACACCGUAUGAUUUUUCGUCGAUAAUGCAUUACAAAGAAAAUGCCUUUUCCAGAAAACCAACAAGUCUAAACACGAUCGAAACGAAAAAUGCCCUUUUUCAAAGGUCUCUUGGACAAAGGGAACAAUUAUCAUUUUUCGAUACUAAAAUGAUCAAUUUAGCUUACUGUAGUGAAACCUGCAUCACUCAACCAAAAUUACAAUGUAGUCACGAAGGUUAUCAAAACCCGAAAGACUGCUCUACUUGUUCAUGUCCUGAGGGUCUAAGUGGAAAACUUUGCGAAAAGUCAUCAUUUCAAGAGGAUGGUUGCGGCUCUAAUAUUCACUUAACUGACGAUUCAGUUCAGACGAUUGAAUCGCCUGGUUUUUUUAGUCCGAAAUUUUAUCCAGAAAAUUCUAAAUGCACGUGGAAUAUUACAACUGAACCCGGUUACAACGUUAAAUUAACAUUUUCUGAUCAAUUUGGUAUCGUUUGCACGAAAAACCACUGUCAAGAUUACUUAGAAAUGAGACUCAAUGGCGAUUAUGGAAAGCCAGGACCAAGAUUUUGUUGUCAAAGUCCGCAAAUGAAAGAGGUUAAGAGUGAUCUUGAUAGUGCAUUAUUGGUAUUUAGAUCUAUUAAACAAGGAACUCAAACAUCGGAGCGAAGAGGAUUUCAGAUAAGCAUUCAAAGGGUUUUAGAUGAAACCUGCGCUGGUCGUUGUCAAAAUGGAGGAGCUUGUACUGGUGAAAUUGACGUUCCUUGUAACUGUAAAUCGGGUUUUGGAGGAAAAUUUUGCGAAGAAAAUAUAGACGAUUGCGUACCGAAUCCUUGCAAGAAUAAAGGAAUAUGUGAAGAUAAGAUUAACGCUUAUAAAUGUUCAUGCGUUAAUGGAUAUACAGGAACAACAUGUGAAAUUGAACCAAUUGCACCUGACGCUUGUAAUCCGAAUCCUUGUAAAAAUGAAGGAUCUUGUUUACCUUUUAACCAAAAUCAAAAUUUUUUCUGCUCUUGUAAGCAAGGUUAUACAGGAACUACCUGUGAAAAAGAGCCGGCUUGUUUAUCUAGCCCUUGCAAGAAUAAUGGUACCUGCCUCGAUAUUGUUGGCGGACAAUUUAUCUGUGUCUGUACAACAAGUUACGAAGGAAGUAGAUGUGAAAAAAAAAAUCCAUGUUCAUCUGGUAUUUGCAAUAAGGGAAUUUGUAUUAAAGAUACUAGGGAACAAAGAGGUUAUAGAUGUGCCUGCGAACAAGGAUAUAGGGGAAUUGAUUGUACAAUUCCAGAUCCUUGCGUUUCUAGACCUUGCGGUUCCCGAGGCGCUUGCAUUUUGACUGAAGGAAAUAAUUUUAGAUGUGAUUGUUAUAAUGGUUAUAGCGGUGAAUUUUGCGAAAAUACAAGAGGGCCUUGCGAUAAUUCCCCCUGCGGCCAAAAUGGACAAUGUAGACCUAUGGGUUCAAACUAUGAAUGCGUUUGCAUAAAUGGUUAUACAGGAACUAAUUGCCAAAAUUCCCCUUGUAUGUCAAAUCCGUGUUCUUCAACUGCAAGGUGCGAACUCGAUUCGUCAAAUAGCUCAGGUUUCAAAUGCGUUUGUAGUCCUGGAUAUUCCGGUGAUCGGUGUACAAUUUUUGAGUCAUGUCCUGCUGGCUUUUGUAAAAAUGGAGGUACGUGCUUUAGAUUAGCGGAUGGAAGUUUCUCGUGUCGAUGUCCAAUAGGAUAUUACGAAAAUGAUUGUUCUACCCCUUCAAUGUGUGUUACUUCUCCUUGUCAAAAUGGUGGAACGUGUUCAGGAGGAGUAAAUUACAGAGUUUGCUACUGUACAUCAGGUUUUUCAGGAAAUUCUUGCGAAAAAGUUGCUUCUCCUUGUAAUCCGAAUCCAUGCCAAGGAAAUGGAACUUGCAUAAGUCAGAAUCCUCAUUCGUACCAAUGUAAAUGUCCUCCCAAUCGCUCAGGAGAACAUUGUGAGAAUCGGAAGAAUUACUGUGACAGUUCUCCUUGUUUCAAAGGCAACUGUAAUAAUAUGGGAAGUGGCUAUACAUGCACCUGUUGGGAUGGUUACACUGGAAAAAACUGUGAUACUCCACCAACUGCAUGCAUAAUUAAUCCUUGUAAAAACGGUGGCACUUGUAGAACUAGUGAUAUAUUAAGAGCUGAUGGUCAAGCUUUAUAUGAAUGCGACUGUUCCAGCGGUUACAGUGGAAGAACUUGUGAAAUUGAAGAGAACGAGGGCCCAUCUUGUGAAUCAAUCAAAUGUCUCAAUAGUGGUGUUUGCGUAUUAAUGAAUGAAGAGCCUACUUGUAUCUGUAAAGUAGGAUAUGGAGGAGAGUACUGCGAAGAGCGAGUCGAGGAAAGUGAGUGUAAGAGUAAUCCGUGUCAGAAUAAUGGAAUAUGCUACGUGGAAGGUGGUGUAUCGAAAUGUGAUUGUCCCCUUGGAUGGGGAGGAGAUCAUUGUAACAUUCCUUGCGGUGCCUGCCCUGUAAGUGGAAAAGUUAUUAUUCCGGGAUCAUUAUACAAGCCGUGUAAAGCAAAGAAGUUGGAAAACGAAGAAAUGGCUUCUUAUAGCGGGCAUUAUGGUUAUGGAGGAUUCCAUAAAUGUUGGUGGAACUGGUGGAAUAAGCCAAAACCCAAGGAAGAUCCUAAAGACUUUACCUGUUGCGAAGGAUCAAAAUUAAUAAAAACGAGUAACGGUAGAUUUAAAUGCGCUGUAGAAGGCUGGGGUACAUGGGAAAAGUGUCCAAGUUGCGGGAAUUGCCAGAAAGUAUCAAGAAGCAAAUACGCAGUUCGUAAAUGCGACAGAAAUUACCUGAGGAAAUACUGCAAUUACAGAAGAAACGAUUCAGUAGCUUAUCUAGCCGUGACAUCGUGUCAAUCAAAAUCUUGCAGCAACAAACCAUGCAAUUGCGCCUACUAUAACUAUUACUGUUCGAAAUGUAAAUAUGGAUGUAGAUUGAACAGCUCCAAAACCCAGUGUAUGCCAGGAAACAUAGCUGAUAGAUGGUAUAAAUGA